Messenger RNA from Platichthys flesus (European flounder), 12020 nucleotides. It is a transcript of the gene triob, whose product is annotated as trio Rho guanine nucleotide exchange factor b. The record is from RefSeq and is a predicted model, not a curated record. Gene Ontology annotation, biological process: protein phosphorylation. Gene Ontology annotation, molecular function: protein binding; guanyl-nucleotide exchange factor activity; protein kinase activity. Gene Ontology annotation, cellular component: cytoplasm. Lineage: Eukaryota; Metazoa; Chordata; Actinopteri; Pleuronectiformes; Pleuronectidae. The transcript has 61 exons. Bases 215 to 9658 code for a protein of 3147 amino acids.
UUUUCCCCCCGCGUCUCGGCCAAAAUGGAGGAGGAGGUCUCUCGCUGCUUGACGAAGGGAGCCGAGAUUGCCUGACCGGAUCUGCUUCAAUGAAAGUCGUCGGGAUCCGAAUUCGCAGCGAUCGCCACGCGCAGGGAGCCCAUUGAGGAUUUCUAUCAAGCUACCCUUUUUUUUUUUUUUCUCUCCUCUUCUUCCGCGCACGCCACCCGCAGCCAUGAGUGCAGGAGAGGGGCUGGAUGAGGCUGCGAAGGACGCGGCAGACAUAGCGGCGUUUUUCAAAUCCGAUUGCUCUCUUCCAAAAUGUGAUUCCAAGCUGGAUGGCCCAGGUCCAACCUCAGGGUUUCAUCGUAAUGAGGAUAUGAAGGCCAUUGAUGUGCUUCCCAUCCUCAAGGAGAAGGUCGCCUUUCUCUCAGGCGGCAGAGACAGACGUGGAGGUCCCGUUCUCACCUUUCCAGCACGGAGCAACCAUGACAGAAUACGACCUGAAGAUCUGCGCAGGCUCAUAGCCUACCUGGCUACUAUUCCCAGCGAGGAGGUGGCCCGACAUGGCUUCACGGUUAUCGUGGACAUGCGUGGUUCUAAGUGGGACAGCAUCAAGCCCCUGCUGAAGAUCCUGCAGGAGUCUUUCCCUUCUUGCAUCCACGUCGCCCUCAUCAUCAAGCCCGACAACUUCUGGCAGAAGCAGAGGACCAACUUUGGCAGCUCCAAGUUUGAAUUUGAGACGGUGAUGGUCUCCUUAGAGGGUUUAACCAAGAUCGUGGAUCCAUCCCAGCUGACAGCCGACUUCGAGGGCAGCCUAGAUUACAACCAUGACGACUGGAUCGAGGUGCGGCUGUCGUUUGAGACCUUUGCCAGCGAUGCCACGCGGGCCCUGGCGCGCCUGGAGGAGCUGCAGGACACCCUGUCACAGCGCGAUCUCCCCCGGGACCUGGAGGGGGCGCGGAGGCUCAUGGAAGAUCAUGCCGGGCUGAAGAAAAGGGCCACCAAGGCGUCCGUGGAGGAGCUGGACACGCAGGGACGACGGCUGCUCCAAAGGCUGAACUUACAAACUGCGGGAGGUGGUGGUGGCGGUGACAGCGGGUACGGCAACCGGGCCGUCGGAGCCAGCGGAGACUCCAACGACCACCACCAUGGUUUCCACGCAGACGCACACAACCUGGUGGCGAAAGUGACGGGUUUGUUGGAUAAGUUGCACGGGACGCGGCAGAACCUGCAGCAGCUGUGGCACAUGAGGAAGCUGAAGCUGGACCAGUGUUUCCAACUGAGGCUGUUUGAACAGGACGCUGAGAAGAUGUUCGACUGGAUCAUGCACAACAAGGGGCUCUUCCUCACCAGUUACACAGAGAUCGGAGGAAACCACCAGCACGCCGUCGAGCUGCAGACCCAGCACAACCACUUCGCUAUGAACUGCAUGAACGUGUAUGUGAACAUCAAUCGGAUCAUGUCAGUGGGGAACCGGCUCCUGGAGUCGGGCCACUACGCCUCGCAGCAGAUCCAGCAGAUCUCAGGCCAGCUGGAGCAGGAGUGGAAAGCCUUCGCCGCAGCGCUGGACGAACGCAGCACCCUGCUGGAGAUGUCCGCCAGCUUCCACCAGAAAGCAGACCAGUACAUGAGUAAAGUGGAGCCGUGGGGUAAAGCGUGUGGUGAAGGAGAGCUGCCGUCCGAGCUCCAGGAUCUGGAAGACACUAUCCACCAUCACCAGGGAUUAUAUGAGCACAUUACCACUGCGUACUCUGAGGUAAGCCAGGACGGCAAGUCUCUGCUCGACAAACUGCAACGACCUCUGACCCCGGGAAGUGCAGAUACGUUAAUGUCAUCAGCCAACUACUCCAAGGCCGUCCACCACGUCCUGGACAUCAUCCACGAAGUGCUGCAUCACCAGAGGCAGCUGGAAAACAUCUGGCAGCAUCGCAAAGUUCGCCUGCACCAGCGCCUACAGCUGUGUGUCUUUCAGCAGGAUGUGCAGCAGGUGCUGGACUGGAUAGAAAACCAUGGCGAGGCCUUCCUCAGUAAACACACGGGUGUUGGGAAGUCUCUGCACAGAGCCAGAGCUCUGCAGAAGAGACACGAGGACUUUGAGGAGGUCGCACAGAAUACCUACACCAAUGCUGACAAGUUGCUGGAGGCAGCAGAGCAGCUCGCCCAGACCGGAGAAUGUGACCCGGAGGAGAUUUACCAGGCUGCUCACCAGCUCGAAGAUCGCAUCCAGGACUUUGUACGACGCGUUGAGCAGCGAAAGGUCCUGCUGGACAUGUCUGUUGCCUUCCACACCCACGUCAAAGAGCUGUGGACGUGGCUGGAGGAGCUUCAGAAGGAGCUGCUGGAUGAUGUGUACGCGGAGGCGGUGGAGGCGGUGCAGGAGCUGAUCAAGCGUUUUGGCCAGCAGCAGCAGACCACCCUACAGGCUACUGUCAAUGUCAUCAAGGAGGGAGAGGACCUCAUACAACAGCUCAGAGACUCGGCCAUCUCGAGCAACAAGACUCCCCACAACAGCUCCAUGGCGCACAUCGAGAGCGUGCUGCAGCAGCUGGACGAGGCCCAGGGCCAGAUGGAGGAGCUGUUCCAGGAAAGGAAGAUCAAACUGGAGCUCUUCCUCCAGCUCCGCAUCUUUGAGAGGGACGCGAUCGACAUCAUCUCAGACCUGGAGUCAUGGAACGAGGAGCUGUCGCAGCAGAUGAGUGACUUUGACACGGAGGACCUGUCGCUGGCCGAGCAGAGGCUGCAGCAUCAUGCAGACAAGGCGCUCACCAUGAACAACCUCACCUUCGACGUCAUCCACCAGGGACAAGAGCUGCUGCAGUACGUCACCGAGGUCCAGGCAUCUGGUGUGGAGCUGUUGUGCGACAGAGAUGUGGACAUGGCCACGCGGGUCCAGGACCUGCUCGAGUUCCUCCACGAGAAGCAGCAGGAGCUGGACCUGGCCGCGGAGCAGCACCGGAGACACCUGGAGCAGUGCGUCCAGCUGCGGCAUCUACAGGCCGAAGUCAAACAGGUGCUGGGUUGGAUCCGUAAUGGAGAGUCCAUGCUGAAUGCCGGCCUGAUCACCGCCAGCUCGUUGCAAGAAGCCGAGCAGCUGCAAAAGGAACACGAACAAUUCCAACAUGCAAUAGAGAAAACCCAUCAGAGUGCACUGCAGGUCCAGCAGAAGGCCGAGGCCUUACUCCAGGCCAACCACUAUGACAUGGAUAUGAUCAGAGACUGUGCAGAAAAGGUGGCAGAUCAUUGGCAGCAGCUGAUGCUGAAGAUGGAGGACAGACUCAAGCUGGUUAAUGCGUCAGUGGCCUUCUACAAGACCUCUGAGCAGGUGUGCAGUGUCCUGGAGAGCCUUGAGCAGGAGUACAAGAGGGAAGAAGACUGGUGCGGUGGUGCUGAUAAACUGGGGCCCAACAGUGACUCCGACCACGUCACUCCCAUGAUCAGCAAACAUCUGGAGCAGAAGGAGGCCUUCCUCAAGGCCUGUACAUUAGCCAGGCGUAACGCUGAUGUCUUCUUGAAGUACCUGCACAGAAACGGUGUCAACAUGCCCGGCAUGUUGUCCCACGUCAAAGCUCCAGAGACCCAGGUUAAGAAUAUCUUGAAUGAGUUGCUGCAGAGAGAGAACAGAGUGCUGCACUUCUGGACCAUGAGGAAGCGGAGACUGGACCAGUGUCAGCAAUAUGUGGUGUUUGAACGCAGCGCCAAACAGGCCCUGGAGUGGAUCCACGACACUGGGGAGUUUUACCUGUCCACACACAUGUCCACUGGCUCCAGUAUUCACCACACACAGGAACUGCUGAAGGAGCACGAAGACUUCCAGAUCACAGCAAAGCAAACCAAAGAGAGGGUGAAGCUGUUGAUCCAGCUGGCCGAUGGGUUUUGUGACAAGGGCCACUCCCAUGCCCUGGAGAUAAAGAAAUGGGUGUCCUCGGUGGACAAGCGCUACAGGGACUUCUCGCUCCGCAUGGACAAAUACCGAUCCUGCCUGGAAUCGGCGCUCGGCAUUUCUUCUGACUCAAACAAGGCUAGUAAAGAGCUGCAGUUGGACAUCAUCCCAGCCAGUGCUCCGGGGUCAGAGGUCAAGUUGAGGGAUGCUGCCCACGAACUCAACGAGGAGAAGAGGAAAUCAGCGCGAAGGAAAGAGUUCAUAAUGGCUGAGCUGAUUCAGACGGAGAAAACCUAUGUCAGAGACCUGCGGGAAUGUAUGGAUACAUACCUGUGGGAGAUGACCAGCGGUGUGGAGGAGAUUCCUCCUGGUAUCGUCAACAAAGAACACAUCAUCUUUGGGAACAUGCAGGACCUCUACGAGUUUCACCACAACAUCUUCCUUAAGGAGUUGGAAAAGUAUGAGCAGCUUCCAGAGGAUGUCGGCCAUUGUUUUGUGACUUGGGCUGAUAAGUUCCAGAUGUAUGUGAACUACUGUAAGAACAAACCUGACUCCACUCAGCUCAUCCUGGAGCACGCCGGACCCUACUUUGAUGAAAUCCAGCAGAGGCACCGUCUUGCCAACUCCAUCUCCUCUUACCUGAUCAAACCAGUCCAGAGAAUCACUAAGUACCAGCUUCUUCUCAAGGAGCUGCUGACAUGUUGUGAGGAGGGAAAAGGUGAGAUCAAGGAUGGUCUUGAAGUGAUGCUGAGCGUCCCCAAGAGAGCUAAUGAUGCCAUGCACCUCUCUAUGCUGGAUGGCUUUGACGGAAACAUUGACUCCCAGGGCGAGCUGACCCUCCAGGACUCCUUCCAGGUGUGGGAUCCCAAGACUCUUAUUCGUAAAGGUCGCGACCGACACCUCUUCCUGUUCGAGAUGUCCUUGGUUUUUAGCAAAGAGGUCAAGGACUCCAUGGGCCGCAGCAAGUACCUCUUCAAGAGCAAGCUGUUUACGUCGGAGCUCGGCGUGACAGAACACGUUGAGGGAGACCCUUGCAAGUUUGCCCUGUGGGUGGGCAGGACCCCGACCUCAGACAACAAGAUCGUCCUCAAGGCUUCGAGUCUGGAAAACAAGCAGGACUGGAUCAAACACAUCCGGGAGGUGAUCCAGGAGCGAACGGUGCACCUGCGUGGCGCUCUGAAGGAGCCCAUCCACAUCCCUAAAGCCAGCACGGCUAAACAUAAAGGCAGACGCAGAGACGGGGAGGACCUGGACAGCCAGGGCGACGCCAGCAGCCAACCAGAUACCAUCUCCAUUGCCUCACGUACAUCACAGAACACACUGGACAGUGACAAGCUGUCCGGUGGCUGUGAGUUGACCGUGGUGAUCCAUGACUUUGUGGCCAGUAACGCUGGCAGCAGCGGGGAGCUGACGGUGCGCAGGGGCCAGACCGUGGAGGUCCUGGAGCGGCUCCACGACAAGCCGGACUGGUGCCUGGUGAGGACCACCGACCGCUCUCCGGCCCAGGAGGGGAUCGUACCCUGCUCCAUGCUCUGCAUCGCUCACUCCAGGUCCUCCAUGGAGAUGGAGGGACUCUUCAACCACAAAGACACCUUGUCCGUGUCCAGUAACGACGCCCUGCAGCCGGGCUCCAGCCAAACCCUGGGCCCCCACAGCUCGCCAGGGCCCAAGCGUCCAGGGAACACUCUGAGGAAGUGGCUGACCAGCCCCGUGCGGCGGCUCAGCUCCGGCAAGGCCGAUGGCCACGUCAAGAAGCUCGCCCACAAGCACAAGAAGAACCGCGAUGGCACCCGGAAGAACAUGGACACGAUCCCCGGCUCGCAGAAGGACUCUGACGACAGCGCAGCCACGCCACAGGACGAGACACUGGAGGACCGCAUGCGUAACGAGGGGCUGAGCAGUGGCACCCUGUCCAAGUCUUCUUCAUCAGGCAUGCAGAGCUGUGGCGAGGAGGAAGGAGAAGAGGGCGCCGACGCCGUCCCUCUACCUCCCCCUAUGGCCAUCCAGCAGCACAGCCUGCUGCAGCCGGACUCCCAGGACGACAAGUCUGCGUGUCGCCUCUCCGGUCGUCCCAGUAGUUCAGAGACACCCAGUGCUGCGGAGCUGGUCAGUGCCAUCGAGGAGCUGGUGAAGAGCAAGAUGUCUCUGGAGGAUCGUCCAAGCUCUCUGUCGAUGGAGCAGGGCGACAGCAGCUCCCCCUCCUUCAACCCCUCCGACAACUCCCUCCUCUCCUCCUCCUCGCCCAUCGACGAGUUGGACGAGCGCAAGUCCGGCUUCCUCAAGAGGAGACAUUAUGUGCUUCUGGAACUUGUGGAGACUGAGAGAGACUAUGUCAGGGACCUGGGAUCAGUGGUGGAGGGCUACAUAAGCAGGAUGAAGGAGGAAGGAGUUCCAGACGACAUGAGAGGAAAAGACAAGAUCGUCUUUGGAAACAUUCAUCAGAUCUAUGACUGGCAUAAAGAUUUUUUCCUGGGAGAACUUGAGAGGUGUUUGGAGGAUCCUGACCGGCUGGCUACUCUGUUCGUCAAACAGGAGCGGAGGCUACACAUGUACAUCGUGUACUGUCAGAACAAACCUAAAUCUGAGCACAUCGUGUCAGAGUACAUCGACACUUACUUUGAAGACCUCAAGCAGCGAAUGGGCCACAGACUGCAGAUCACUGACCUGCUCAUCAAACCUGUUCAGCGCAUAAUGAAGUACCAGCUGCUGCUGAAGGAUCUUCACAAAAUUUCUAAGAAGGCUGGAGUGGACACAUUGGAGCUGGAGAAAGCUGUGGAGGUGAUGUGUGUGGUCCCCAAACGCUGCAAUGACAUGAUGAAUGUUGGUCGCCUUCAAGGCUUCGAGGGUAAGAUUGUGGCUCAGGGCAGAUUGAUCCUCCAGGACACCUUCAUGGUGUCCGACCAGGAUGGAGGACUUCUGUCCAGGAUGAAGGAGAGGAGAGUCUUCCUGUUUGAGCAGAUCGUCAUCUUCAGUGAGCCCCUGGACAAAAAGAAGGGCUUCUCUACUCCUGGCUACCUCUUCAAGAACAACAUCAAGGUGAGCUGGUUGGGUCUAGAAGAAAAUACAGACGACCCCUGCAAGUUUACACUUACUUCCAGAUCCUCCAGUGGAAGCCUGGAGAGGUACACCCUCCACUCAAUGAGUCCUGGAGUCAGUCAAGUGUGGGUCCACCAGGUCAGCCAGAUACUGGAGAACCAGCGCAAUUUCCUCAAUGCUCUCACAUCCCCCAUAGAGUACCAGAGGAACCACGUGGGUGGCGGCGGGCCGGGUGGUCCACCCAGCAGUAGCAGCACCGGAGGACUGCCAGGAGGCAGCAGCUCCAACAGUACCGCCAACAUGGGCGGUGGAGGUGGCGGCGGUGGCUCUGGAGGAUCAGGGGGCAGCUCUUCCUCUCUGUGCGGCCCUCGCUCCCGACCCUCCCGCAUCCCCCAGCCGUCCUCUCGCCUCCCCCAGCCCGUCCACCACCACCACCCCCCGGGCCCCGAGGGGCCCGACAGAUCAGCAGGUAUGUGGUCACCCUGCCACCCUCCCCUUCAAUCCCUCCCCUCUAACCCCUUCUCUGACACCCCGACAAACGGGGAGCUGUUAGCCUCAGAGGUCCCUAAGAUGAGGAUGCUGGAUAAUCCUCAUGGAAGUAACAGUAAUAACAGUAACAGGUCGUCAGGCAGCAUGGAGGGCAGACAAGGCCUCGGAGGCUUUGAGGAAACCCAGAAACAUCAAACAGCUGGAAUACCACAAAUGGCCGUGGCUCCCCUGAACUUGCCGCAAAAAAAACCUCGAAUCGGGACAGUGGCUCCUCUGAUAACGCCUCAGUCGCCUGGAGGAGGAGGAAAGGAGUCGUUGGUCCCCUCCAGUCCGGCCCAUAAAGGCAACGUCUUCUGGGCUAUGGUCCCAGCUAUACCUCCCUCUCACACCAGCCGUCCUGGAUCCUUCUCCUACACAAGUGACGGUGGAGGAGAUUCUCUGGGCAGAGGAAGCCACGGGACGCCCUCUCAUCACCGCCACUCUACGCACAGUAAGGACAUAGACCGCAUGAGCACCUGCUCCUCCACCAGCGAACAGUCCAUACAGUCCACCCAGAGCAACGGGAGUGAAAGCAGUAGCAGCAGCAGUGUGUCCACCAUGUUGGUGACCCAGGACUACGUGGCAGUGAAGGAGGACGAGAUCAGCGUGGUGCAGGGUGAAGUCGUCCAAAUACUAGCCAGCAACCAGCAGAGCAUGUUCCUGGUGUACAGGGCGGCCAACGAGCACAGCCCCGCGGCAGAGGGCUGGAUCCCUGGCUACGUAUUAGGACACACCUCAUCCUCCAUCACGCCCGAGCUCCCUGAAGGAACCAUCAAAAAAUCAUUGUCAUGGCACACAGCGCUCCGUAUCCGCCGCAAAUCUGAGAAAAGAGACAAAGAGGGCCGGAAGAUGGAGAACGGCUACCGCAAGUCUCAGGACAGCCUGGCCAACAAAGUCUCUGUCAAGCUUCUAAAUCCCAACUUCAUCUAUGAUGCUCCUCCAGAGUUCCUUAUCCCUGUUGGUGACGUAGCGUGUGAGAGUGGCGACAGUGUCACUCUGAGUUGUAAAGUGUGCGGUCGCCCCCGGGCCACAGUCACCUGGCGGGGACCUGACAACAGCACGCUUAGCAACAACGGACGCUACAGCAUAACGCACAGUGAGACAGGGGAGGCAGCCCUGUGUAUCCUCGGAGUGUCUGUUGAGGACAGCGGUGUGUACACGUGUGUUGCCACAAACGUAGCAGGCACCGUCACCUCUUACGCCGGCGUCACAGUCUCAGGUAUCCAGGAUGAUGGCAGUGAGGUCCUCUGGAAAGGCAACUUUGAGUCCCACUACACAGAGAUCACUGAACUAGGAAGGGGACGUUUCUCAGUGACCAAGCGGUGCGACCAGCGGGGGAGCAAACGGACCGUGGCAGCGAAACACGUCAACAAGAAGCUGCUGCGCCGAGAACAGGUGCUGCAGGAGAUCCGACUCCUGCAGAGUCUGGACCAUCCCAACCUGGUCAAACUGCUGGACACGUACGAGACGUUCAGCAGCUUCGUUCUCAUCCUGGACAUGGCAGACCAGGGACGUUUCCUGGACUACAUAGUGAGCUGGGGAAACUUGACAGAGGAGAAAGUGGCUCUCUACCUCCGAGAUAUUCUUGAAGCCCUCCACUACCUGCACGGCUGGAGGAUAGCACACCUGGAUCUCAAACCUGAGAACAUUGUGGUGGAACACGCGUCCUCUCAGCCCCUCAUCAAGCUGACAGACUUCGGUGACGCCGUGCAGCUGAGCCCUCCUUCCUCCUACAUCCAUCCUCUCCUGGGGAGCCCCGAGUUCUGUGCUCCUGAGCUGGUCCUGGGUCAGCCUGUCUCACUGACGUCUGACCUCUGGAGCUUAGGGGUGUUGACCUAUGUUAUACUAAGCGGUGCCUCUCCCUUCCUGGAUGAGAGUGUGGAGGAGACGUGUCUGAACAUCUGCCACCUGGACUUCAGCUUCCCAGAGGACUACUUCCAGGGCGUCAGCCCGGCUGCCAGGGACUUUGUCCGCGUGCUGCUCCAGGGCGAGCCGGAGCGACGGCCCACCGCGGCCUCCUGCCUGCAGGAUCCGUGGCUCCGGCCUUAUGGUGUGAUGAACACUGGACACUCCAACUUAAAUCACUCUCAGCCGCCAUCUCAGAGUCAUCAUCCGGCACAUCUGGACACCUCCAGGCUCAUUUCCUUCAUCGAGAGAAGAAAACACCAGAACGACAUUCGGCCCAUUGGCUCCAUCAAGGCCUUCCUAGAGAGCCGCCUGCUAAACCACUAGGUAGACGUGAGAACAUCUCCAUGUGCUCUGCGUGUCCAGGAAACUUCAGUGGAUGAGUCGCCUGGUUCAGUUGAGGUGUGUUUAAAAAGAAAAGCCUGCUGAGAGGAUCACCAGCAACAUGUCCACAACGAUUUCCCUUUCCCUCAUGAAGCCACAAACGUCCUGCUGCUGCUGACUGACUUGACUACUCUGCUGAUUAAACCCUUUGACUCUCCCCACCUGCCCUUAUCCCUGGCAUAUUGUCUUUAUGCCUGCACAACAAAUGAACCGUUGGAAUCCAUUUGAGAUUUCAAUCUUAGCAGGGAGAAAUAAUAUUGAGCUUUCUCAUCGAGCCAGCGCGGGCAAGUCUUGCGCUCUGGACAGUGAUAAACAGAGAAAUGAAGAAUACUGUGUAAGAGUAAUUCAGGCUGCUUUCGGUUGAACACAUGAAAGUGUGCUUUGGUUUUUUUUGUAUGGAGAGGUUACUUUUUGUAAAUUGAACCAUGUACAGGGAGGAAACAGAACUGUCUUUAUUCAAUCCCUUUUGGGAAAAACAAAGGUUAGUUAUUACGUUGAAAUAAAACAAGAGAAAUGAGAUGUGCACCCACCAGCAGGGUCCAUUCACUCUAGACGAAGACCAAAACCACGAUCAGAGACACAUUGUAGUUACGUCCAAAACGGUCGCGCAACAAAAAAAGCUACUCGGCAAAGCUUUUUCUCCGAUUUCUACCUGCAUCCGCCUUAUUUGUAAAUAACAUAUUCCUGCCUUUAGUUCUCAUUCUGAAGUCUCACAUGAACUAUUUUGUUUGCCCGACAUUAGUGAGCCCAUGCAGUUUGGGGAGAUACGUCGCUCCCUACGGGCCCGUCAGCCGCCCGGGUUUUCUUUACCGACAAAGCGCUACUAGAAAUGCACUUGUAAUUUGCAUCGGCUCCCAUGUGCAAUGUUGCAGCUUUAACGUUUAUGCAACUAUUUAUGAAGACUUGUGUUGUAGCGGUAUUCUCAAAAAAAAAAAGAAAAAAAAAGGCAUGUACGUACCUGGUACUGCGGUAGGUGUCUGUAUUGUGUUAACUCUUACGUAUUAAGUUCAGUAUUAAAAUCUGCAAACCCCCCCCCCCGCCCCCCUCCCGUACCCCCAGAGGAUUUUCAGAAAUGAUGUAUGAAAAUGUGUAUCUAUAAAAUACAGGCACUUACGCUUUCAUUUUGUCACUGUUACGUUUUUAAGUUUCUGUAACAAAACCAAAGUUGACUUUGUUUUCUUUUUCCUGCUAAAAAGUGUUUUAUUUUUUACUUUUAAGGAUUUCUCAUGUUAAGUUAUGACAGAGCACACUGAACCCAGAUAUGAGUGUUUAUAUAGGUUCAGUCUGGUUUUAUUUAUUCUUAUUGUGAUAAGAAAUUGUUAGGUGUUAUUGCUAAAACAAAUAUUGCUUCACUUGGUCUUUUUUUUUUUUAUUUCAAGCUGUGCACAAAGUGGUUUGCUGUGUGCGUUUGUUUGGCUUUUGUAGGUAGAUGCUGGUGUGCGUUGCUAGAUAUGAUUUAACUUUUUUAUUUUGUCGCACCUCAGUUCGACGUCAUAAGACAGAGUUGUCCGACAUUUUUUACCGAGCAAUAGGUCUGGAAAAAAUGCCCAUCACGGCCCACCACCGUGGAAUUGAAAUGAUCGGGGAGUGCGUUACACUCUCAAGGAGACAAAACAUUUCAGAAACAUCCCUUUUAUCCGCUCACAGGUAUCUGCAAUGAACGAGAUCGCUUCCCAUUGUUCUCAUUUGACUGAGCUGAUAUUCGUGAGGUGAAGAAUUUGUUGAAAACUUCUUUAAAGUGCCAGUUCAGUGACUGACCUAGAGAGGUGGCUGAAACUGAAAUAACACAUGGUUUGUCAUUUUAUUUUGAAGCUUGUCAGAUGAUCUGAUUUAAUGCUAAAGAAGUUAAUUUUUUUGAGUUGAACGACUCUUGUUGGUCUGUACAGUCUUAAGUCUCUCAUUGUGUGUCAUGUUUAUUUAUUGGUGUGAGUCUGUGUUUCCCAAAUUCAUGCUGUUGUUAACUUUAUUGAAUUUUCUUAAAGCCUAUUCAUUUAAAAUAAAAACAAAAGAUAAUUAAGAUAAGUAAUAAAAUGCCUUUGGGAAACCCAGCCAGCUCAUAAUGUAAAGAUGUACAGAGAGGGUCGGGCAGUUUGCCCACCGCCCGGGAUGUAAACUCAUAUGUCAUAUUUUACAUACACAUAGGAGAAGACUGCAGCAAUGUCAUUUUGAAUGUCUUAUUAUGACUUAUUCUUACUUUUGCAUGUAUAUUUCUUUGUACAGAAGAUUGUGUUUACAUGUUAUUACGUGUUGUAAAUAUUUUUUUUCGUCCUCUGUUAUUUUGCCAUUAAACGUACAAGGAACAGCG